Messenger RNA from Anopheles arabiensis, 5641 nucleotides. It is a transcript of the gene Hyccin, whose product is annotated as hyccin. NCBI's taxonomy places the organism in Eukaryota, Metazoa, Arthropoda, Insecta, Diptera, Culicidae. Gene Ontology annotation, cellular component: plasma membrane. The record is from RefSeq and is a predicted model, not a curated record. Gene Ontology annotation, biological process: phosphatidylinositol phosphate biosynthetic process; protein localization to plasma membrane. Bases 2530 to 4398 code for a protein of 622 amino acids. The transcript has 7 exons.
AUUGAUUUGAUUUGAAGAAUUUUACUAUUAGGCUCGUUUUGAACAUGUUUCCCUGAAGAGCUUGGUAAUUGUUUUAAGGAAAGCAGAUUCAAUUCUGAUGAACAGGCAUAACGAAAAACCUUGUAUUUGGGGCUAUUGGGCUUUUCUGGCGAAUCCAAUGUUAAAUCGACAGAUUAGCUGCUUUCAAAUUGAAUACCGUGCUUAAGCAAAGGUUAAGGUACAAGAUGUGAUGUGAUGUGGUUUGGUUUGAUCGCUUAUCUUUUGAAUGGUUGGUUCGUUUGUUUGAUUGCUUAUCUGUUUCACCACGUUCUGGGUAAACUUAGCCGAACGGAAAAGAAUUUGUGGAGACCCUUUUGAUAGAGAGUCAAAUUCCAACUGCUUUGCACUAUAUAUUCUUCUGUUUCUGAGUGGCGAAUACAGACAGAAAAGAAGAAAAGGUAUUUUUAUUUCAAAUUAAGCGUAUUUUUGGGGUGUUAUGGAGUGUUCACAUUCAGUUGAACAAUGAGUCGCACAAAUGCUCGGGCGGUUCGGUUGAUAAGACAUUCCAUAGCUUAGGGUAUGUAAUUGUUCAUCGUUAUCGUGUGUUUACGGGGCUAAUAACAGUCAUUGCCACAGUCAUUUUGUGGCAAAACAUGUGUUCGACGCACCGUUUUGUAAUGGUGUGUUCGUAAUUACUAUUUGAAUCAAAAACAGAUACCUAGUUGGAAUUUGUUCUGUGAAGCUAUAAUAGAUUUUCCAAUUCGCAUCAAUAUAAAUUCCCCUGGUAGGAAAAAAAACAAACGGAUAUUUCAAAAUCAAUUGGAUCGGUUUGCUAUUUUUGGCACCAUUUCAAACAGACGGACAGUUGAGCCUGGUUGAAACUUCCUAGUCCCUGAUGCUUCUUGUCAUGCAUCCACCCUAUAGUAUGGUUCUUGUAAAAUACUUAUCCCCAAUCCAACGCACCUGGCCCUUGAUACGUUCGACACGGAAUUGGAACUGAUGAAUAUAAAAUAAUAAAAAGAAAACGGAACCUUUUGGGUGGUUUGCACAUUCCGCUGACAAUAAUCAACGCUCUCAACCCGGAAAGGGGAAAGGCAGUGAUGGUUUAAUUGGAUCAACGCGGUAUAAUUAAGUAUCAAAAGUCGACCGAGUGUUGUGGCACCCCGUUGACAUCUCGACACUGAUGGGAUUGCAAGAGCGGGUGGGUGCAGGUACAGGUACAAACGGGUGGUCAAAUGGUCGUACAGGGCUGGCGUAAUUGCCUGGAGCUCUUCCGGGAUUUUACGCUCAUUUUAGUUUUUAAUGGAACUCUUUCCGAAGCAACGCAAGCUGUUAGCGAUGUUCGAAACCUGUAGGGAAAUAUGUAUGCCCGGGUUAAAAGACAUUUUUUGUCGCUUACCUUAAUAACCCCACAGCCGUGGAACUUUUGUGUGGUGACCACUUUACAUGGAGAGGUUUUUUCUUGUAGUUGUUGAAUGGCAUCUAUUGCAGUAGGCCACGAUGCACGCUACAGCAGCAAGUACACCUGUUGGCAUGCUCUCUUGUCAUCGUACUCAUCGCUAAUGCAUGUGGGGGUUAUGUGCCCCUAUCUUUUCUGCUACCCCGGUUGAUAUGGUUGAUGGUAGACGACAGCGGGCCUCCAGUACUCUCGUGUUGUAGCCAUAUUCGAUACUUCAGUUGACCCGGUUUUUUGUGGUUGUUGUAACCCCCAUCAACUCCAUCCCAGAAUGACUUUAUCGUCUAACUGCCACUAUCGUCGCGCGCUUAAUGCGUUACGUAAAGGUUCGCGUAAAGACAACCGUCGCUUGAUGAUGACGCCUGUGUGCUGUGUAGUUGCUACUGCUGCUGCUGCUGAUGGUUAAUUAUGGUGGAUGGGCGAACGAGCACAGUGGCAAACUUAUGCAUUUGCCUGCUGUCGCGAGACCGCGCGAUUGAUUGCUAGUAGGAAAAGUGUGACGUAAAUGUCAUUAUUGAAGUUGGCCAAACGAUGAUCGGAAAGCUUUGCAAAGGCUGUGUGGACUACUAGAUAUGUUUUACUGGUCGUGCUGACGUUUGUGUUUUAACCAAAUCUCAAAAGUUGGUGUGACUACUGGCAGGGUGUUUUUGUUGGUUUUAAGCACUACGCUUACACAAAGCAGCAUGUUAGCGUGCAAAGUUUUCCCCCAUCGUCGUCGUCGUCGUCCUCGCCUGUAACAAUUGUAAAUACUAUUCAAGCUAUGAUUUGCCGCAGUGAACUGCUCGAGAUCAUCUAAGCCGCAACAAAACAAGCAGUAGUGUUGAAAAAAAAAGCUGUGAUAGAAUAAAACGGGAUCUUAUUGUUUGCUGGAAGCAGCGUUUUGCAAGUGUGACGUUGGCGUCGAUCCCGUUUGACGCACGGAUUGCCUCCGGAUGUGCCGCAAUACGAGAACGUAGCACGUGAGCCGUCAGCGCCGGAUCUAUUCGGUAGAGCAAACAGAGCUUGGCAGAGCUGUCGUCUGUGCAGGUGGCCCGCAGGAAUCGAGACGUGCUCCUUAUAGUGUGCGGCGAAAGCGACGCUAGAAGAAACGGGCGAUGGCAGAAGCGAUCAUAGCCGAUUGGAUCUCCGACUACAGCUCGCUGCAGGAAUCGGAACUGCGAACGUUCGCCGCUCAGCACGAGAAUGACUUCGAAAUCUCGAAGGCACUCUACACCAUCCUGAACGAGCGGACGAAAUAUAAGGACCUUAUUCAUCCCAUCUGCAAUCAGCUGUGCAAUUUCUAUCGCUCGAAUGAGGCCGAACUGCGCCGUUUCACGUUGCAGUUUGUGCCGAUGCUGAUCUAUCUGUAUUUAAACUCGGUAGCACUGGGCGACAAGAAGGGCUGUCGAUCUAUCGAAACGCUACUGAUCUGCAUUUACAACAUCGAGGUCAGCUCGGAUGACGGCAGUCCAAAGGUGGUGUCAUUUCGAAUGCCUGUCCUCGCGCAGACAUCCGUCUAUCAUGAGGAGAAAAGUCUACAGCCAAGUGAUUUACGGCGGUGGGAAGAGAACAGCAAUAAGGACAUUAACUGGGGUCCGCUACCCUCAAUUGAAUCGAUCAACGCGCAGAACCGGCUCAAGGUGAUGACGGCCCUGCUGUUUACGUACAACCAGCAGCUCAAUCAGAUCCAUAAACCGGCUCUCUACCAUCUGUGCAAAACGACCUCGCUGCUGGUGAACCAAGGCUUUCCGAAGCUACCGGGCGGCCACAUGCACCGCUCGUCGUACGGCAAUGAUCCGAUCUCACUCCAGCAGCCGAUGGCGAUGGCAGCGCCGUCGCACGUCGUCCGGCCACCGCCCCGGAUCGCCGUGAACUCGCAGUUCCUGGUGGAGCUGGCGCAUGCCAACUACUUCGCCAUGUUUAACGAGUUUGCGUCGGCCGCGAUCGAGGCGGUGACGGAUCUGCACAGUCGCGCGUGCUACGAAAUGCUUCCCGAGGUGAUACUGGUGACGAAUGCGAUACGCAACUCGUUGCAUGCGAAUCCUUCCGGUCAACCCAGUGACGGUCCGAUGGGUAUUAGUGUUGCACUGACGCCUGCCACGACCACGGUGACGGUCUCGAAAUCGAUGAUUACGAACGCUUCCUUCCGGACGAAGAAGCUACCAGACGAUAUUCCAAUACAGGGGCCAACGAAGGAGGAGAACGGUGCGCCCGGACACCAGCAUUUGACCAGCAUCAACGAAGAUUGUGAGAGCGGGCUACCGUCGACGGACGGCAGCACGAAGGGUACAGUUGCUGGGGCAGGCACUGGGUCGUCCACAGCGAGCGGCACCCCGGGCAAACCGAAGGACUCCAAAACGCAUAAGGUGCUGGGUGGAUUCAAGAAGCUGAAGCCGGAAAAGGAUAAGGACAAGGAGAAGGACAAAGACAAGGAGAAGGAUAAGGAUAAGGAUAGGGAUAAGGAGGGAGGCAGCGGCACAACGCCCGUGGUGCUCGUUUCCACCGGUUCCGGGGGCGGUGUGACGCUUCCGGUGAAUAGUAGCGGUGCGGCAGCAGCCACCGGCAUCAGCGUCGGCGGCACGUCGCUGGUCGAGGAAGCGAAGGCGCUAAUGUCAUCGGCGAAGAAGAUCAACUCGAAGGAGAAAUUAAGUGCGUCCGGUGGUGUCGGUGGAGGCCAGCCCGCAACCGUUGUCGUCCUCUCGAACGGUAGCAUCCUGAUGGGAUCGGGUCCAGCGUGCGGUACGGCGAACGGCGACAGUGUGGACGGGACGAUCGUAACGAGCACGGCCAACGGUGGAAUCGGCGCCAAGCAGUCACUCGAUAUUGGGGAAUCGUUCGAUUCUGGCAGUGAGUUGCUGCAGCAGCAGCAACAGCAGCUGCACGCCUCAACCACGAUCAACAACAGCAGCAAUGGAGGCAACACGAUAAAAACCACCGUGCUGGAUAUGAAGAACCACGGCAGUAUACAAGUUAGUCAAGUUUAGAUUGUCGUCCAUUCGUUUGCUCGGGCCUACCGCUAGGACACCUGUCUUUUUUCCCCUUCUAGUUUUGUGGGUAAGGGAAGAUAUGCGUUGAGUGUGUGUGGAGUAAGCUAUAUUUUUUUAAAGAAAUAUUUGUCCUUUCCUUUAACUCAUUUCCUUUCAAUUGUCAUGAAGCACUCCGCACACACACAGUAUUGCAGUCCUGCCAGUAGGACAUUCUUUAACGCUCACACACACCUUCCCACAUGUCCCUUCAUGUCCUGUUUUCCCUCCGCGUACACGGUCCUGUAGAGAAAGGUGCGAAAAUGUUAAACUGGCUAGCCACCGGGGGGUCGUCGGUGAUUAUAGAUAGUGUACGUAUAUGUUGUGGUGCGAUUUUGUUACUAUAUAUACCAAAUAAGUGCGGUUGAACGGGCAGUAGAAGAUAGUGGAACUGCUACUAGGGUCCAUAGAGUGUUAUAAUUUGUGUGUUACAUUUGGAAGUAUUUUCUUUGCCGCUUUUUGUUUGUUUGUACAGAUUAUUGUUUUUCUUUUCGAGCCAGAAUUACUAUAUGUUUAUCCUUAUCGUCUAAUAUUACUAAUGUGAUAGUCAGCUUUUGUUGUAUUUUAUAUUCGCUUUAAUUAUCAUUCUCUCCAUUUAAUCGUUAUUUUGUUUCACUUCUAAUCUUUUAAUUUCCCCGUAUGCCCCACACAGUCGUUAGUCCUCUCCCCUCACACAGUCGUUAAAGUUGUCUAUAAGAUAAUUUUGAUAACAGCAACGCAUCUCUUGUUAAUGAUGGGGUCUUCCAAGGGAUUUUUCAUUCCACGCAAGCUUUCCCCACAUAAUACCCCUUCACCCUUUCAAUUGGCGAACAUUUAAAGCCGCGUUAUACGAGCGGGAGGGGGGGGAAACAACGAUCACGAUAUAAAUUCCAUUUUUAUGUCGUUUCUCCUAACCGGUGUAUGUAAAGUGUCUCGUGGUUUUUGUUGCUGUUGUUGUUGCCAUUCAUUCCCUCCACCUCACUUGGCUCGUCAUCAUUAGCGAAUCAUCUAUUUUCGCCGAGUGCCAUUACCACCGUGUUGCUGUGUACCAUCGCCAACGCGCCCACACGAAUCUGGUUGGGUAAAUAUGCACUCCCACACACAAACUCACCAAAAAUGAGGGAAACGGCUGCGUUCCGAAGCGCGCGUGUAUAUCCUUGCGGCAGGCUAAAACGCUGCUAAGCAAACAAACCAAACACUCGCACACACCAGGUUAGAAAAAAAA